AAUCAAUCCAAAUCGGACGGCUGCUUGUCGUUACUUAAAACGACGCUGUUUCAAUCCUCCCCCAGGAUCUUUGCAAGCUGCAACAAUCGAUCACACCGAGGCGAGGAGGAGCAGAUUGAAAUGACCAAUCCACCCAAAAGUUUCACAAGUUAAAAUUAGGUAGGCCUUCACCUCACCCAAUCUCUGGAUAUGGAAUAUGAAAGGGCUAGAGCUGGUUUCUUCCAACUCCACUCGGCAAUAAGGGCAUACGCAAAAAUCGUUGGUAAUGGCAUUGAUGGAUUCUUUCAAGUUUCAGCCUAUCUUAAAUUCCUGAUUCUAUUCCCAACCGUGAAAGUUGAAACCCUACUUCCAGUGCUUCUGUUUAAUAGACGAUCGUCCGUUUCAUGAUCCACCAAGCAUUUAACUGAUAGCUGAUCCAGUCACUAUAGACUUUUCAUGUCAAUUUGAAGGUUCAAGAUCAAACCCAUGUUAGAUUUCUUCGGAUUCUGGUCAAGGACAAGUGGACUGAGGUUGUUUGUCUGUGCUAGCUUUACAAAACAUUACUUAAAGUUUCUGUAAGUUGGGAUUUCGCGAAAGAUGGUUGGGAGUCCAUGGGUUCAGGUUUCAACUUGCCACACUGCGCUGCGUUCUCCGUUAAUUAGUCUCCCCAGUGAUUCCCGGAAUUUUAUGCCUUGUCUUCCAGCCAGACCAUCGAAGAAACUGGUCCAGAUUCGAGCAAGUUCACCCAACACUGGGCAGAGUCCGCCACCAUCGUCUCCAAAAGCAAGAAAUCCACUAGCAGUUAUUUCGGGCAUUCCCAGGAAUAUCUGGAGGCAAACUUUGCGUCCUCUGAGUGAUUUUGGGUUCGGCAACAGGAGCAUCUGGGAGGGAGGAGUUGGUCUCUUCAUCGUUUCAGGGGCAGUGCUCUUUGCACUUAGUUUGGUUUGGCUAAGGGGUUUCUAUUUACGAUCACGAUUGAGGAAGUAUCAGGCAGUGUUUGAGUUUGCUCAGGCUUGCGGUAUCUGCAUGGGAACACCGGUGAGGAUCAGGGGAGUGACUGUUGGGAAUGUAAUUCGCAUCAAUCCUUCCUUGAAAAGCAUUGAAGCAGUUGUUGAGGUUGAAGAUGAUAAAGUAAUCAUACCUAGGAAUUCAUUAAUAGAGGUGAACCAGUCUGGACUUCUUAUGGAGACUCUGAUUGAUAUCACACCUCGGGAUCCACUUCCAACACCUUCAGUGGGUCCUCUUGAUCCAGAAUGUGUUAAAGAAGGUCUAAUUGUAUGUGACAGUCAAAAGAUAAGGGGACAUCAAGGAGUAAGUUUGGAUGCAUUAGUUGGGAUAUUCACCCGUCUUGGACGUGAAAUGGAAGAAAUAGGUGUUUCCAACAGCUAUAAGUUAGCUGAGCGGGUUGCAUCUGUUAUUCAAGAAGCACAACCUCUGCUUGCAAAGGUUGAAGCCAUGACUGAAGAUAUUCAACCUCUGCUGGCUGAUGUUCGUAGCAGUGGGCUGCUGAAGGAGGUUGAGAGUUUGACCAAAAGCUUGACAGAAGCAGCUGAAGAUUUGAGGAGGGUGCAUUCCUCCAUUAUGACUCCUGAGAACACUGAGCUAAUUCGGCAGUCUGUAUACACCUUAAUAUUCACUCUGAAGAAUAUCGAGAGUAUAAGUUCUGACAUAUCAGGAUUCACGGGUGACGAGGCUACAAGGCGGAAUUUGAAGUUGCUAAUCAAGUCCCUUAGCAGGCUACUAUGAAUAGAUUUUUAAAAGGUGAAUACGGAAGGGUGGAGUGUAUGGUUUUAUCCUCAGAUUUUCUACCGGUUGGAUCUUCUGUUUAGUAAUCACCAUUGUGGAGAAGGAUAAUGUUGCAGUUUAGUUGUUGAAACUUGCAACUUGUGGUUGUUUUGGGCCAAAGUUUUGGCUAUCCAUUUUUGGCCUUGGAAGCUAGUCUCUAUUUUUAAAGUUUCAAGGCUUUUUAACGAGUUUGGAGACGGGGGAAUUCGGUCAUUUUUCUUUCUCUUCUCUUCUCUGUUAAACAAGCCAGUCUUACGGGUUUUCCUUUCCCCCUCAUUACAAAAACGGGGUCAUCCAUUCCCAUUGGUCAAUUCCUCUACUCGUUCUGGCAUGGCUUGUUGUUUUUUACAAGAUUUUUUUUGUAUUGUAGACACAAAAGGAAUGGCAAAAUAUGGCAAGGCGGUAAGUUGGAAAGUAAUUCCUGGUUGUGGAAUGUGUGGAUCCAGAAUUACAGAUGCAUCCACCGACCUUCCACCAUGAGUCCAUGACGUGGAAACUUGUACCAACUACCAACAAUUAUUUGUCUUAUUUUGGAGAGUUUGAGUGUUGGCAUU
Molecule: messenger RNA, 2318 nt
Organism: Nelumbo nucifera (sacred lotus)
Lineage: Eukaryota; Viridiplantae; Streptophyta; Magnoliopsida; Proteales; Nelumbonaceae
Gene: ABCI15
Product: trigalactosyldiacylglycerol2
Cellular component (GO): chloroplast inner membrane
Molecular function (GO): phospholipid binding; lipid carrier activity
Source: RefSeq, a predicted model, not a curated record